Molecule: messenger RNA, 3042 nt
Organism: Bursaphelenchus okinawaensis
Lineage: Eukaryota; Metazoa; Nematoda; Chromadorea; Rhabditida; Aphelenchoididae
Source: the annotation of a GenBank genome assembly
AUGCCGGCUGCCGCCAACCCCGAAACUGGUGACGAGAAUGUCGGUAAGUCUUACUGUAACCUCAGCUUACUGUAUUUCAAUUUUACUUCUAGAGUAGAUGUUUACAAAGCUAUACUAAUAUUUUGUCUUGGCUAGUGCAACAGUUUGUCUAUUUUUGUUUGUUGGCGUAGGUGGCAGAUUAGGGGCAGCCGUCUUGCUUUCUUUCCUUUUCUUUUUGUUCCCCAAAAGAUGUUGACUGGGGGCAAUGUGGCCACUGAUAAACAGGAAUAUACAGAAAAAAGAAAUCAUAUCAAUAUCAGAUUACUAGAUCAUAAAAUUAAUAAAUAAUAUUUUGUUUUGAUCCUUGAUGCCUACUAUAAUAUAUAAAAGAUAUUUGACCAGAAAGCAUAUGUAAAAAUAAGAAAGAGAUAAAAGAUGUUUUAAAAUGCUUAUUCAAAAUCAGUUUUAUGCUUUUGAUUUGACAAAAUGGCAAAAAAUUUAAUUUUUUGGACGCGACUCGCGAACGCCGAGCUGCAGCCUGCGCAAGCAUAUUUUCAUUUUUUUUGUCGCAAGUCAUAAUUUUGACAUCUUGACAGUACUAUAACUAUAGCGAGUACAAAAAUGAUAUCUGAUAACAUUUCCUGUUGCUUUUUAUUUUCCUCGGAUUCUACUAUAAUAUUGUUUCAACCUACUAUAAUAUACCAUUUUUUAAUCGUAACUUUGACCCAAGCCUUUAGAUUCUCCAAAAACUCAUUAAUAUCUUUCCUAAAUAUCCUUUAAUACCUAUCUACCAACAAUAUACCUAAUUGCGAGCCGCAACGCCUUCAAAACCAAUAAAAGAUUAAAUUGCGGUGUUCGGGAGUGAAAGCCGCGCGAGAUCUUGAUAUCGAAAUUCGAGAAAAAAGCUGUUUUUUAUCGGAUCAGAGAUGGCGGGGGAAUCAAGCUCGACCUCCUGUUUGUCUUCCCACCCGACUCGAGCGGCUUUCACGUUUCGUUCAGCGAGAUGGUGGCCUGGACUGGGCCCAUAUUAGGCGAGCACAGACUGAGCACGGUCAGUCCGCCGAACGGGCGGGGUAAGCGGUUCGGGGACUUUCCCGAAUUCACCCAGUCCGGCUGGAACAAGAAUACCGUUUAUCCGUAUCGCCACAAGCUUCAUAUCUUUAUUAUCAAUGGUAAUUUUGAUUUUUUUUGGCUUUUUGGGUUUUUCUUUGGCUUCUUAUCUUGAUUUUUUGGUUCUUUUUUUUCUUUUUUUGAUUUGUUGUUGCUUAUCUUUGCUUUAUAUUUUUGAUUUAUAGUUAUAUUAGGGUAGAUUAAGCUCUCGGACAUACUUUUCAUUGAUUUUUUAUUUUUUUUAGCUUUGAGGAUAGACUAUAAUAUAAACUAAGAUUAGAUUUACAUCCAUAAUUGUACUAGUACCUAUCAUACAAUCUAUAAUACCUUUCAGCUUCAUGAAUUUACUAUCAUAACCGCUUACAUUAACAUUUUCCAAUUCAAUUUUAGAAAUUGAGGACCAGCCCGAGGCCGAACCCGAGCCCGCGCCUGGUAUGCCAAGAGUGCGUAGCCCUAAUCUUUCUUUGCCUAACAUUGCUUUUCCGUUUCUGUAACCCCAACACCACCUCCCCCCACCUUAUAUUGACAUACUUUACUUGUAGAACCCCAAGUAGAUGAGACCCCCAACGCCACCAUGGAGACCAAGGUUACCGGCCAAACCGGUGCACCAAAGCGCGUUGGUCGCUGGUCGUUGGCGCAGUUGCGUCAAACCGAUGGUAUCAUCCCAUCGCAAGCCGGUUGGAACAAGGGUGACUCCCAAAAGUUGAUGACCAACUUCGGUACCCCACGUAACACCUCCACCCGCGUCAAGGCCGAGAACUUGGCCGAAGUGCCAGAAGAGGUGCUUAUGAAGUCGCACGGUGAAGUCCGUCUCCAAUCCGGUACCAACAGAUACGCCUCUCAGCGCGGUAUGACCGGCUUCGGUACUGGUCGUGAUGUGUGCCGUGAGGGAGUUCACGUCAACCAGCUCCCAGCUGAUUUGGAGGUGAGGCUACUAUAAGAUUUUUUAUUUUUUAAAUUUUUUUAAAAAUUUUUUAAAUUAUUUGAAUUUUUGGCACUUUUAAGCUUAAAAUUCUUUAAAAAGCCCAUAAUUAAAAAAAUUACAAUUUCAAAUUUUUAAAAAUUUCAAAACCAUCCCUAAACCUCCACUUUCAGCCCCUGCCAGAAGAGAAGAUCCGUGCCUCCGAUGGUAUCGUCCGUCUCCAAGCCGGUACCAACAAAUACGACUCCCAGAAGGGUAUGACCGGUUUCGGUACCGCUCGUCGUGAGACCACCAAGAUGGUGGACACCAAGCACCCCGAGUACGACCACGAACGCCCCGACCAGUCCGAGAUCCCACUCCAGUCCGGUACCAACAAAUUCGCCUCCCAAAAGGGUAUGACCGGCUUCGGUACCAACAGACGUGAGACCUGCCGCAUCGUCGACACCGCCCACCCCGACUACAACCCCGAAUCCUCCAUCGACUCCACCCAGAUCCCCUACCAGAUGGGUUCGAACAAGUACGCCUCGCAGAAGGGCAUGACCGGCUUCGGUCAGCCACGUUGGGAGGUGUUGGACCCUUCAAUCUCUUGGCAGAACCGCAAAUCCCAGGGCAUGGUCCGUCUUCAAUCUGGUACCAACAGGUAAGGAUUGGUCUAUAAAGAGGUUGAAAAUGCAAAUUUUUGAAAUUUCAAAAUUUUAAAAUUUUUUUAAAAUUUAAAGAAUCUCGUCAUUAAAUGCCAUUUUCAAUCGUAUAAUAAGCCCAAACUCUUCAGAUUCGCUUCUCAAGCUGGUAUGAUUGGUUUCGGUACCAUCCGUAACACCACAUACGAGGCCGAGGCCGGUGAGCUGCCAUACGAAGACAUGAAGAAGUCGGAAGCCAUCAUCCCAUCGCAAGCCGGUUGGAACAAGGGUGACUCCCAGAAGGGCAUGACCAACUUCGGUACCCCACGUGACGUCCGCGGCAAACACUUGAAGCGUAUCUGGGAGUUGGAGUACCCAGAAGAGGCCGAAAUUUCGUUGGACCGUCUCUAA